AUGUCAGACACAGGCGAAAGCAUCACCGCCCAUAAGCGGUCCAAAUCGGCCGCUGCCCUCGCCCUUCUCCGUCGCAACCACUCUCGUCACGAAGAAGACGCCUCGAACUCUUCCGGCCCUGACGAUGCUGGCAACUCUGGCUUCUCGGGCCUGUCUCCGUCCUUCUCGUCGAGCGCGUCUCUAUCCCACCAGACCUCCACCCGAACACAGGGCGCCAAGCUCACCGCCUCCUCCGCUGCCCUGGCACGAACACCCUCCAACCAGAGCCCCGCAGGCCUGUCUUCCAAGACUGGCAGCGUAUCGCUCGAGAACAAGGGUGUGUCUCUCGAGCAGUCCGUUCGAAAAUUCCGCAUCGUCGAGUCUCUGCGGAGUGGCGACACGGCAUCCAUCUCCAGAGCCAUUCGCGAAACUGCCGAGGGCGGUCCGCGGACCAGCAUUUCCUCCAUCGGAUCGCUGAACGGCACCGGUUUGGAUGACACCACCAUAUUACACCUGGCCAUCCAGUGCGCAGAAUACCCUGUCGUCGAGUUUGUUCUUCACAACAGCACCGGCUCCAUAGAUGUCAACUCACGCGACAAGGAGGGCAACACGCCGCUUCACAUUGCGGCAGCCCAAGGACGAACUCAGGUUGUCAAGCUGCUUCUCGAACAAAAAGACAUCAACGAUGCCAUUCCCAAUACGCAGGGCCGGCUGCCCAUCGACUCGGCGAGGAACCCGGAAAUCUUCCAACAGCUCCAGCUGUCGCGGUCGCUAUUUGUCGAAGACAAGGUGCGUCAGGUCCAGGGUCUCAUUGCCCAGGGCGAUUACAAGGCGCUCGAGGUCAUUCUUGAAGAGCCGCGCCUCAAGCAGGUUCUUGACAUUAACAGCACCGAAUUCUGCACCGAAACCGUGACCGUUCAGAACGGAGGAACCCUCUUACACGAGGCAGCACGCAAAAAGAACUCGCAGCUCAUCCAAGUCUUGCUUCUUCACGGUGCUGAUCCAUUCCGACGAGACCGUAAGGGCAAGCUCCCCCAAGACGUCACAAAGGACGACACGACUCGUUCCAUGCUCAAGCGCUCGCCCGCUGCCGUGGCCGCCCAGAGGGGCAUUCAAGAGAAGGCUGUUCUUGGUCAUGCUGCAUCCCAGGGCGCUUCCUCGAGCACUCCGGGUGACCCUCUCGCCGGAAGAGAAGCCCGCGAGAUGUCUGGCUACCUGAAGAAGUGGACCAACUACCGAAAGGGAUACCAGCUGAGGUUCUUCGUACUAGAGGACGGUGUCAUGAGUUACUACAAACACCAGGACGAUGCUGGCUCGGCCUGCCGCGGCGCCAUCAACAUGCGCAUUGCCAAGCUUCACAUGAGCGCCGACGAGAAGACCAAAUUUGAGAUUAUCGGCAAAUCAUCUCCCAAAUACACCCUCAAGGCCAACCACGAAGUCGAGGCCAAGAGAUGGUUCUGGGCGCUGAAUAACUCCAUUCAGUGGACCAAGGACCAAGCCAAGGAGGAGGAGAAGCAGAAGGCUCGUGGUGCCGAGAUGCUUCGUCAAGCUAAGGCCGACCAGGCUGGCAAAUCUCCAGAGCUGUCCAUGAACGACCCCGCCAGCGAAAGCGCCAGCGUGACCGAUACGCGGAGAACCAGCACGCAAAUCCACCGAACGCAGUCUGGACCUCGUCACUCUAUGCACAGGGCCGCCAGUACCGUGGGCAGCGUCGAUGACGACUACGCCGAUGCGAUGACUGAAGGCGAUGCGUCUCGGAUGGGUGGCAACCACACCCACACUAACGCGGGAGGAAAUGACGACGACGAUGACUACUUUGAGGAGGCGAGCAAUCGCGAUGGCCCGGCUGUGACAAGGGAUGCGUUCAACAUCACUGCGCAGUCUGCCAAGCUGCAGCUCGACACGAUCGCAGCUGUCAAUGCGGCGCUCAUCGCGGAGACUUCCAAGAAUCCGGCCGCCACGCUGUCUGACGGCAAGGUGUCUCAGGCUCUCGCUACAUAUGAUGCUGCAGUUCGCAGCUUGACUGGUCUCAUGGGCGACCUGCUGCGCAUCUCGAAGGACCGCGAUGCGUACUGGCAGUACCGGCUGGAUCGCGAGAUUGACAUGCGGCGCAUGUGGGAGGAAAGCAUGGCGCAGGUGGCCAAAGAACAGGAGGUUCUCGAGGAGCGCGUUGACCAGGCCGAGACGAAGAGGAAACUGGCCAAGCGUGCUCUGCGGGAGGCAGUCAGCAAAGCACCCGUGACAGACAGCAACAGGGCUGAUGGCACAGAGGUCAUUGAUGAGGCGAUCGGCACCGAUGGCGCGGCGAAGAGCGCCCCGGGUGCCGGCAUUGUCAGGCAGCAGACUGCGCUCGACCAGAUCAGUGAUCUCUCUGACUCAGAGUCGGACGCUUCGGAUGAGUUCUUCGAUGCCGUGGACGCGGGCGAGGUGGAAGUCAGCGAGCUCCCGGCCGAGCGCUCGGGCCCAGAGGUUGACGGUACAGCGGAGCCCAAGGAGGUUGUUGUUUCCGGGACCUUGGACAUCAGCAGCUCGUUCAAGGGCUAUGAAAACGGUGUCCGCACAAGGCUCAAGAUGGAUGCGGAUGACAGGCCCAAGAUUUCGCUAUGGGGUAUCCUCAAAUCAAUGAUCGGCAAAGACAUGACCAAGAUGACCUUGCCCGUCUCCUUUAACGAGCCGACGUCGCUCCUGUACCGCGCUGGUGAGGACAUGGAGUACACAGACCUGCUGGAACAGGCGGCGGACCGCAGCGACUCGCUGGAGCGAAUGCUCUACGUGGCAGCGUUCGCUGCCAGCGAGUAUGCCUCUACGAUUGGUCGCGUGGCGAAGCCAUUCAACCCGCUGCUGGGCGAGACGUUUGAGUAUGUGCGUCCAGACAAGAAUUACCGCUUCUUUGUCGAGCAGGUCAGCCAUCACCCGCCGAUCGGUGCCGUGUGGGCCGAGGCACCCAAGUGGACGUACUGGGGCGAGGCGUCAGUCAAGUCCAAGUUUUACGGCAAGUCGUUUGACGUGGCGCAGCUCGGCACGUGGUAUCUCAAGCUGCGGCCCAACGCGGGGGGCAAGGAGGACCUGUACACGUGGAACAAGGUGACGUCGUCGGUCAUUGGCAUCAUCACGGGCAACCCGGUGCUGGACCACUACGGACCGAUGGAGGUGACGAACCACAGCACUGGUGAGAAGUGCAUGGUGGAGUUUGAACCGCGCGGGUGGAAGGCGUCGAGCGCGUUCAAGAUCAAGGGCAAGGUGGUGGAUGCGGAUGGGCGGGUGCGGUACAGCCUGGGCGGGCGGUGGAACUCGAAGUUUUACGCGCGACUGACGCCGGGCUACGAGGCGACGGUGGAGGACCCGGGCGACAACAAGGCGCACGACCCGAACAAGGCGUUCCUCAUCUGGCAGGCGCACGAGCGGCCGCAAGGCAUCCCGUUCAACCUGACGCCGUUUGUGUUGACAUUCAACCAUCUCGACGACAAUCUGCGGGCGUGGAUCGCGCCAACGGACUCGCGUCUGCGGCCGGACCAGCGGGCGAUGGAGGACGGCGAGUACGACCUCGCGGCGACGGAGAAGAACCGGCUCGAGGAGGCGCAGCGGGCGCGUCGUCGGGCGCGCGAGACGCAGGGCAAGGAGUUCACGCCGGCGUGGUUCACGCAGGAGCUCUCGGAGGUGACGGGGGAGAAGUACUGGAAGUUCAACGGCAAAUACUGGGAGCAGCGUGAGAAGGCGGGCACGGGCGACACGUCGGCGUGGCACGGACUCGAGCCCAUCUACCAGGACGUGGAGCAGUAG
This is a messenger RNA of Verticillium nonalfalfae, 3759 nucleotides long. RefSeq lists its product as uncharacterized. Bases 1 to 3759 code for a protein of 1252 amino acids. Lineage: Eukaryota; Fungi; Ascomycota; Sordariomycetes; Glomerellales; Plectosphaerellaceae. The record is from RefSeq and is a predicted model, not a curated record. Gene Ontology annotation, molecular function: protein binding; sterol binding. Gene Ontology annotation, cellular component: nuclear envelope; membrane; intracellular membrane-bounded organelle. Gene Ontology annotation, biological process: exocytosis; maintenance of cell polarity; piecemeal microautophagy of the nucleus. The transcript is spliced from 3 exons.